AUGGCGACUCGUCAAGACAGUUUGCACUCGGUUCCAGUCCAUGCAGACUUCCAAGACUCGUCACGACAGCACUCAGUUCCAGUCAACGCAGACUUCCAAGACUCGUCACAACAGCACUCGCUUCCUGUCCACGCAGAGUUCCAAGACCCGUCACGACAGCACUCAGUUCCAGUCCAUCCAGAAUUCCAAGACUCAUCACGUCAGCGCUGUGUUCCAGUACACACAGUCUUCCAAGACCCGUCACCUAAGUGCUCGGUACCAGUCCACACAGACCUCCAAGAGUUGUCACGUCAGCGCUUCCAAGACACAUCAUGUCAGCGCUUGGCCCCAGCCGCUGCAGACUUCCAAGACUCUUCACGACAACGCUCGAUGCCAGAAAGAGAAAACUAUCGGGAACUGCUACAACAACAUACAGUCAACUAUCAAGUAUCAGUGCAAAGACCUACGAAACCAACAAGAGUAAACUACCGAGGGUCAACACCAAGAUAUACUCUUCCAGCUCCAGUAAGCUACCAAGAGCCACUUCCCUACACUCCAUCGCCAAUUGCCUUAGGCAAAGACGGUGUGCAACACCUCACGGAAGCUUUGGCUAAGGUCACACAACUCCAACAUCUUCCACAAGCGAAACCGGACAUCUUCAAAGGAGACGAAUCAGAUACGAAGUUAUUUAUAUGGGAAACAGCUUUCGACGCGCUAAUAGAUUCUGCUCCAAUCAGCACCCAGCAGGAACUCUAUCUUCUAUACAGCAUCUAGACGGAAGAUAAAAAAGAAACAGUGGAGCAGCUGUAAUUCAUGGUUGGUGCUGAUCCGGACCUAGCCUACGAACAGGCCAGGACAAAACUUAGGCAACGUUUUGGUAGAUCGGCGAUUGUCGCAACCGACUUUGAGAGAAAGUUAACAAAUUCGCCUAAAAUUGGAAACCAUGAUGCCCAGGGCUUAAGAGACUUUAGUGAUUUMMUUGAGCAUGUAGCCAUCGCCAGCGUGCACAUGAACUCCCUGAAAAUAUUUGAAUAUCCAUCAAAGUUGCAGUCCCUCGUCGAGAAAUUACCACCUUAGUUUCACGCAAAAUGGUCUACUGAGGCUCAAAACCUGCAAMAAGAAAGGGGAUGUGAUGUUUUCCCAAGMUWUUCAGACUUUGUCCGUCAAGUGACUUACCACGCACACCGCAUGAACAUCCCACAAAUCACAAGACAAAGCACCCAAACUAACAAUCCUGGACAGCACUCUUGUGCAACCUAUGAAGAACAUUUGGAAGGUAACUGCAAAGAAGCUCCAACUGAAUGCAGCAAAUGUCAMAAACAACACCUUACAGCACUCCACGACGAUUCUGUCACUAAGCAGGCGUCAGCCAGUCACUUGAGUAAAUCGUAUUACCAUACAUUUUGGUAA
Messenger RNA from Exaiptasia diaphana, 1389 nucleotides. RefSeq lists its product as uncharacterized. NCBI's taxonomy places the organism in Eukaryota, Metazoa, Cnidaria, Anthozoa, Actiniaria, Aiptasiidae. The transcript is spliced from 4 exons. The record is from RefSeq and is a predicted model, not a curated record.